This is a messenger RNA of Scomber japonicus (chub mackerel), 2231 nucleotides long. It is a transcript of the gene dpys, whose product is annotated as dihydropyrimidinase. Gene Ontology annotation, biological process: pyrimidine nucleobase catabolic process. Gene Ontology annotation, cellular component: cytoplasm; cytosol. The transcript is spliced from 10 exons. Lineage: Eukaryota; Metazoa; Chordata; Actinopteri; Scombriformes; Scombridae. Bases 42 to 1532 code for a protein of 496 amino acids. Gene Ontology annotation, molecular function: dihydropyrimidinase activity. The record is from RefSeq and is a predicted model, not a curated record.
AAGUGACAGUGAGCUAGCGUCACUCAGCUGUUCACAGCAGGAUGACAGAGCCCAGCGGGAUCCUGAUAAAAGGAGGUAAAGUUGUGAACGAGGACUGCUCCGUGAUCGCGGAUGUCUACAUUGAAGAUGGGAAAAUAAAAGAAGUUGGACAAAAUCUUCAGAUCCCAGCGGGAGUGCGGGUCAUUGAUGCCACAGGGAAACUGGUGAUCCCGGGCGGCAUUGACACGCACACACACAUGGAGCUGGCGUUCAUGGGCACCAAGGCUGUGGAUGACUUCCACAUCGGAACCAAGGCUGCUCUAGCAGGAGGAACCACAAUGAUCCUGGACUUUGUCAUCCCGAAAAAAGGCAAGUCUCUCCUGGAGGCCUAUGACUGUUGGCGUAACACAGCUGAUCCCAAAGUUUGCUGCGACUACUCACUACACGUCGCUGUGACAUGGUGGAGUGACAAGGUCAAGAAAGAGAUGGAGACUCUAUCAAAAGAGCGAGGAGUCAAUUCCUUCAAAAUGUUUAUGGCCUAUAAAGAUGUGUUCAUGCUGGAGGACUCUGAGCUGUAUGCUGCCUUCUCCCAGUGUAAGGAGAUCGGAGCUAUAGCGCAGGUGCAUGCUGAGAAUGGAGACCUGAUUGCAGAGGGGGCUAAGAAGAUGCUGUCCUUGGGCAUCACGGGGCCCGAGGGCCAUGAACUGUGCCGGCCGGAGGAAGUGGAGGCCGAAGCCACCCAGCGAGCCAUCACCAUCGCCCAUGCUGUCAACUGCCCGCUGUAUGUGGUCCAUGUCAUGAGUAAAUCUGCUGCCAAGGUGGUGUCCAAUGCACGAAGAGAUGGGCGAGUGGUGUUCGGGGAACCCAUUGCAGCUGGACUGGGUACCGAUGGGACUCACUACUGGAACAAAGAGUGGGCCCACGCUGCUGCCUUUGUCAUGGGCCCCCCCCUCAGACCUGACCCCAGCACCCCCGGGUACCUGAUGGAUCUGUUGGCCAAUGAUGAUCUAAGUGUGACGGGAACGGACAACUGCACCUUCUCUGUGUGCCAGAAGGCCCUCGGAAAAGACGACUUCACCAAGAUCCCAAACGGAGUGAACGGCGUGGAGGACAGGAUGUCUGUCAUCUGGGAGAAGGGAGUGCACAGCGGCAAAAUGGACGAGAAUCGAUUUGUAGCUGUCACCAGCAGCAACGCAGCAAAAAUCUUCAACUUCUACCCGCAGAAGGGCCGUAUCGCCAAGAACUCGGAUGCUGAUGUGGUCAUAUGGGACCCCAAGUUGAUAAGGAAAAUAUCAGCCAAGACGCACCACCAGGCUGUGGACUACAACAUCUUCGAGGGCAUGGAGUGCCACGGCGUCCCUGUCAUCACCAUCUCCAGGGGCAAAGUGGUCUAUGAGGAUGGGCGACUGAAGACAACACAGGGGCAUGGCAAAUUCAUCCACAGAAAACCCUUCUCUGAAUUCGUUUAUAAACGCAUCAAGCAGAGGGAGCAGGUGGGGAAACCUGCAGCUGUGAUCAGAAAGCCCUAUGAAGGAGAAGUCAUUUCUCUAUGAACAACUGACCUAGAACAUGAAAGCCACUUUGGAUCUCCAGCUGUGUGGUUACAGAAUAUCUAGAUCUACCAAAGCCAAAACAACUGAGUGCUUUCCACAGAAACACCUGCUCUGAGUAGUUCUUUACUUCUUUUUUUUAACAUGCAACUGUCCUGCAAGUCGUACAUGUGUUAUGCAGUCAUUGAAAUCAGUGUGUGCAGUAAAGAUGGGGGGGGGGUCGACUCUGAUCAACACUGAGGCCAAUGUUCUGUUAGCAGAUGUAUAUAUUUGUUUAACUCAGUGAGGUUUACCAGGUCAGCUCCACUCAGUACACAGGUCAGCAAAACCCUCUCUGCUACACUCACAUACAUUAUGCAAUCAAGUAUUUUACUAUAGGAAAUGGGAAAAAAAGGGCUUAUGCAUGAUUUCAUAGCAAAAGGAAAAAAAAGUGGUGUGAUGAGAAAAGAGGAUCUUUUAUCACUUUUAUAUUUGUGAAUGCGUGUGUUAAUUGUGUUAUAAACAUUAUUAAAGAAGCUUUAGUUGUGAAUGUGCCUGAUUCUACUGUACUGAGUGUAUCUGAGCUUUUUCAGAUCUGUACCCUUGUUUUUUUCCCACCGUAAAUGUUUGUUGCCGUUGGUAACGGGGCUAAUUUUUCAUACCCAAAAGCAUCCUUCCCUUUGAUGAAAUAUUCAUUAAAAAUCACUGACAUGCGUGAAAGUA